CUCCCUCUGCAGAGCGAAGUAGGAUCUCCAUUCAAACACAUCCAAACUCCGCGGGAUGAGAAUCAAUUUUACACUUUCUAGCUGCUGAUCACCACUUCGCCAUUAACAUAAGGAAAGUAAAUUAGGAGAAUCUGUAGCAUUUUACGCCCGCAAUAGUGAAACGAUUGGACAGUUAAUUCUGGACCGUGAUAUACACAAGUGGUUGCUAGCAAGCUAUUCCAACAGACUGCAAACAUGGCGAGCGCCUCAUACCAUAUCUCUAAUCUUUUGGAAAAAAUGACAUCUAGCGAUAAGGAUUUCAGGUUCAUGGCCACUAACGACCUGAUGUCAGAGCUGCAGAAGGACUCAAUCAAGCUGGACGACGACAGCGAGCGCAAGGUGGUCAAGAUGAUCCUGAAGCUGCUGGAGGACAAGAACGGAGAAGUGCAGAACCUGGCUGUCAAAUGCCUGGGCCCCCUGGUCAGCAAGGUGAAGGAGUACCAAGUGGAGACAAUCGUGGACACGCUGUGCACCAACAUGCUGUCGGACAAGGAGCAGCUCAGAGACAUCUCCAGCAUCGGCCUGAAGACGGUCAUCGGAGAGCUGCCGCCCGCCUCCAGCGGCUCAGCUCUGGCAGCGAGUGUGUGUAAAAAGAUCACAGGACGUCUCACAAGUGCCAUCGCCAAACAGGAGGAUGUGUCCGUGCAGCUGGAGGCUUUGGACAUCAUGGCAGACAUGCUGAGCAGGCAGGGUGGUCUGCUGGUGAACUUCCACCCGUCCAUCCUGAGCUGCCUGCUGCCCCAGUUGACCAGCCCGCGGCUGGCCGUCCGCAAGCGCACCAUCAUCGCCCUGGGCCACCUGGUGAUGAGCUGCGGCAACCUGGUGUUCGUGGACCUCAUCGAGCACCUGCUGUCCGAGCUCUCGCGCAACGACUCCAUGUCCACCACGCGCACCUACAUCCAGUGCAUCGCCGCCAUCAGCCGCCAGGCCGGACACAGGAUUGGUGAGUACCUGGAGAAGAUCAUCCCGCUGGUGGUGAAGUUCUGUAACGUGGAUGACGAUGAGCUGAGGGAGUACUGCAUCCAGGCCUUUGAGUCGUUCGUCAGGAGGUGUCCAAAGGAAGUGUACCCGCACGUACCCACGAUUAUCAGCAUCUGUCUGAAAUACCUGACCUACGACCCCAACUAUAACUACGACGACGAGGACGAGGAUGAGAAUGCCAUGGACGCCGACGGGAACGAUGAAGAUUACCAAGGAAGCGACGACGAGUACAGCGACGACGACGACAUGAGCUGGAAGGUGCGGCGGGCGGCGGCCAAGUGCCUGGACGCGGUGGUGAGCACGCGGCACGAGAUGCUGCCCGAGUUCUACCGCUCGGUGUCGCCGGCGCUCAUCGCCCGCUUCAAGGAGCGCGAGGAGAACGUGAAGGCCGACGUGUUCCACGCCUACCUGUCGCUGCUCAAGCAGACGCGGCCCGCCCAGAGCUGGCUGUGCGACCCCGACGCCAUGGAGCAGGGCGAGACACCGCUCACCAUGCUGCAGAGCCAGGUGGGGGUGCCCAUGAUCGUGAAGGCCUUGCACAAACAGCUGAAGGAGAAGAGUGUGAAGACUCGCCAGUGCUGCUUCAACAUGCUGACUGAGCUCGUCAAUGUGCUGCCUGGAGCACUCACACAACACAUCCCUGUGCUGGUCCCAGGAAUCAUCUUCUCGCUCAACGACAAGUCCAGCUCGUCCAACCUGAAGAUCGACGCGCUCUCCUGCCUGUACGUGAUCCUGUGCAACCACCAGCCGCACGUCUUCCACCCGCACGUGCAGGCGCUGGUGCCCCCGGUGGUGGCGUGCGUGGGCGACCCCUUCUACAAGAUCACCUCGGAGGCGCUGCUGGUCACCCAGCAGCUGGUCAAGGUCAUCCGGCCGCUGGAGACGCCGGACGCCUUCGACGCCUCGCCGUACAUCGGCGACCUGUUCGCCUGCACCAUCAAGCGGCUCAAGGCGGCCGACAUCGACCAGGAGGUGAAGGAGCGCGCCAUCUCGUGCAUGGGCCAGAUCAUCUGCAACCUGGGCGACAGCCUGGGCGCCGACCUGCCCGGCACGCUGCUCAUCUUCCUGGAGCGGCUGAAGAACGAGAUCACGCGGCUGACCACCGUCAAGGCGCUGACGCUGAUCGCCGGCUCGCCGCUGCACAUCGACCUGCGGCCGGUGCUGGCCGAGGCCGUGCCCAUCCUGGCCUCGUUCCUGCGCAAGAACCAGCGGGCGCUCAAGCUGGGCACGCUGGCGGCGCUGGACAUCCUGGUGCAGAGCUACAGCGACAGCGUCACGCCGGCCAUGAUCGACGCCGUGCUCGCCGAGCUGCCAGCGCUCAUCAGCGAGGCCGACAUGCACGUCUCGCAGAUGGCCAUCAGCUUCCUGACCACGCUGGCCCGCGUCCACCCCGAGGCGCUGGCCAAGAUCAGCGGCGCCAUCCUGGCCGAGCUCAUGUCGCUGGUGCGCUCUCCGCUCCUCCAGGGCGGCGCUCUCGCCGCCAUGCUGGACUUCUUCCAGGCCCUGGUGGGCACCGGCACCGCCAGCUUGGGCUACAUGGACCUCCUGCGCAUGCUGACCGGUCCCGUCUACGCGCAGAGCUCGGCGCUGGCCCACAAGCAGUCGUACUACUCCAUCGCCAAGUGCGUGGCGGCGCUGACCCGCGCCUGCCCCAAGGAGGGCCCGGCGGUGGUGGGCCAGUUCAUCCAGGACGUCAAGAACUCGCGCUCCACCGACUCCAUCCGCCUGCUGGCGCUGCUGGCCCUGGGCGAGGUGGGCCACCACCUGGACCUGAGCGGGCAGCCCGAGCUCAAGGCCGUCAUCCUGGACGCGUUCGGCUCGGCCAGCGAGGAGGUCAAGUCGGCGGCGUCGUACGCGCUGGGCAGCAUCGCCGUGGGCAACCUGCCCGAGUACCUGCCCUUCGUGCUGCAGGAGAUCACCGGGCAGCCCAAGCGGCAGUACCUGCUGCUGCACUCGCUCAAGGAGAUCAUCAGCUCGGCGGCGGUGGCGGGCCUGCGGCCGUACGUGGAGAGCGUCUGGUCGCUGCUGCUCACGCACUGCGAGUGCACCGAGGAGGGCACGCGCAACGUGGUGGCCGAGUGCCUGGGCAAGCUCACGCUCAUCGACCCCGAGACGCUGCUGCCGCGCCUCAAGGGAUACCUGCUCUCCGGAUCCUCAUAUGCUAGAAGUUCUGUCGUGACAGCCGUCAAGUUCACCAUCUCAGAUCACCCACAGACCAUCGACCCCCUACUGAAAAACUGCAUAGGUGACUUCCUGAAGACGCUGGAAGACCCGGACCUUAACGUGCGAAGGGUCGCUCUGGUGACGUUCAACUCGGCCGCUCACAAUAAGCCGUCGCUGAUCCGAGACCUGUUGGAUACAGUGCUGCCCCACCUGUACAAUGAAACCAAAGUGCGCAAGGAGCUCAUCAGAGAGGUGGAGAUGGGUCCGUUCAAGCACACAGUGGACGACGGGCUGGACAUCAGGAAGGCGGCGUUCGAGUGCAUGUACACACUGCUGGACAGUUGCCUGGACAGGCUGGACAUCUUCGAGUUCCUCAAUCACGUGGAGGACGGACUCAAGGACCAUUACGACAUCAAGAUGCUGACGUUCCUGAUGCUGGCAAGGCUGUCCUCCCUGUGCCCCAGUGCUGUGCUGCAGAGGCUUGACAGACUGGUGGAGCCGCUCCGAGCCACCUGCACCACCAAGGUGAAGGCCAACUCGGUGAAGCAGGAGUUUGAGAAGCAGGACGAGCUGAAGCGCUCAGCGAUGCGGGCGGUGGCGGCCCUGCUGACCAUCCCCGAGGCGGAGAAGAGCCCGCUGAUGAGCGAGUUCCAGUCGCAGAUCAGCGCCAACCCGGAGCUCGCCGCCAUCUUCGACAGCAUCCAGCGCGACUCCACCUCCGCCAACAUGGAGUCCAUGGACACCAGCUAAGCACCCAAAAAAAACCCAAAAUGGAACACAAAAGAAAAAGAAGAAAGUAAAGAAACACCACACCAUACACGUGAGACACGAGGCGAUGGCGUUAACGAUGGUGACGAGGACAAAACUGACUUAAUGAAAUAUGAAAUCCCCCUGCCCCCCCCCCCCCCCCCCCUCCCCGACAACGAUGUGCUCUUCUUUUUCUUCGUCCUUGUCGUUUCCCCCACAAGAUUAAACUGCAUUUAAGAGAAAAAAAAAAAGAAAAACAGAACUCUGAAAGUGAAAGAAUACAACCUCCAUGAAAGGAGAAGCCUUUUAUUGUUCCAUGCAUUGCACUGAUUCAGCCGUUAUAGGAGGAAACAAGAAAAAUAAGAAAAAGAAAAAAAAGUGUGAAAAAAAAGACUAAAAACAUAAAUAAACAAAACACCUGAAAAUACAUUCUCUGUAGCUUGAAAAAGCUCCUCACCAAGCUUCACAAAGCCUUUAUAAUUUUUGUUUUUUCUUGUUGCUUUGUGAACUACGGAGGAAGACCACAAACGAUUCGAUCGUUCAUCGUUCCUUUCCAUUGCUUCCAUUUCCCCCCCCCCCCCCCCCCUUGCUCAUUUUCCCAACUGUUGGGGUCCAUCUUUUUUUUUUCUUCUUUGACCAGUAACUUCCAAAAAGGACCAAGAAGCCCCCACCCCCCCAGCCCUGGAGGUAGUGGCUGUUGGAGUAGCUUGAGUCGGGCUGGCUGUACAUACCCUGGAGGUGGGGGACGGAUGGAGAAGGGCCCAGUAGAGGAUUGGUGCCUUUUGGACUGGGGACUUACUUCACCUGUGUGGAUUCAGACCGGACUUAGGAGACCUCAUACACAGCAUUUGUUCAUUUCCAGGCACCAAGAUAGCAGGACCAUUUCUUUUGUUUUGUUUUUGUUGUUUGUCUGUUUGUUUGUUUGUUUGUUUGUUUCUUAACACAAGAGUCUAUUCCUUUCUGAGCUCAGCGCCACAUGGACCACCUUGAUCUGUUGAUUUGGUUUUGUUUUGUUGCCAUGUUUUAUGCCAGACCAGAUAGAUUUAGUGGCGGAGUUAUUUUCUCUUUUUUUUUUUUGUAAAAUCUUUGCAUUGUCACCACCUGUCGUAUUGAUUUCAUUCGUCUUGCGUACUCCCGACCGAGAGUAUAUCAGAGCAAGUUAUGUGUGAGCGAGCGAGCUAAUGAAUUGUGGUCAGCGAUGUUAAAUGAAAGGUUUGCUGUAUAAAAGGUGUGCGCUCGACGAUGGACACUUUUAACUUCCCCCUUCAUUCCUUUCUUUUUCUCUCUCUCACUUGAAUGCUAUGGUUGUGCGCAGUGGUCGCGUCUGGGUAAUCUGGGAAGGUAAAAGCACUUAAUACGAAAUCUUCUGGUUACAUGUAAACGCCAGGAGUUUUUGCCCAGGCUCCUGUGACAAGAGCGGCAGUUUGAUAUUGAUUACAUUACUGGGCCCUCGGGGCCUACCAGAGGACCCGAGCUGUACGUAAUGUGGAACAAAUGAUUUACAGUUGGGAGGUGUUUUUUUUUGUUUGUUUGUUUUUUCCCCCUCUUUUAUUUUGUUUCUCAUCCACUGUUAGUGUUUACCGUUUCUGCAACUGUUCUGUUUCAGUGCUGAACUGUUUUGGGAAAAAAAAAAAUACUUCAACUGCAUCGACCAAUUCCUUCAUCUAUUUUCCUCUGGAUAAUAUUCCUCUUUUUUUUUUUGGUCUCCCUUUCUGCAUUCCUCUGCCUCUCCUCUAGGGGGAGCCCUGUGUAUCCACCAACUUUAAAUCACUUUAGAUAAGAACUUUGAUGGUUUGCAAAACACGUUUUUGAGGACUUCUGUUUGUUGGGAAAUAAAGAAAAAAAAAUAAGAGAAAAAUAAAAACAAAAAUGCGAAAAAAGACUGUUUCUUGCGCCCGCUGGAUGGCACAGUCAUUCCUGUUACUGUGAAGAGAGGCUCAGCAGAGGGGGGCAACAUUGCUACCGGCAGCAACCUCCUGGCACCCUGUUCGGGGCUGUGUGUGUGUGUGUGCGUGUGUGUGUGCGUGCUUGCGUGUAAUCAGUUGAUAUGUGUGUGUGCGUUUGCGUGUCCUCCUUGUAGGUGCUGGGUGGCUUGUAUCUGCUCCACCUGGGAGAUUUGCUGAAAUAAAAGGUCCAUUUCUGCCUG
This is a messenger RNA of Sardina pilchardus (European sardine), 6076 nucleotides long. RefSeq names its product cullin-associated and neddylation-dissociated 1 (gene cand1). The transcript is spliced from 15 exons. Bases 235 to 3933 code for a protein of 1232 amino acids. Gene Ontology annotation, cellular component: nucleus. Lineage: Eukaryota; Metazoa; Chordata; Actinopteri; Clupeiformes; Clupeidae. The record is from RefSeq and is a predicted model, not a curated record. Gene Ontology annotation, biological process: SCF complex assembly; protein ubiquitination.